GAAUAGUAAUAGCCAAUGUUGAUACGUGGUUAUGCCUUCUGCUAACGUGUAUCCAAACAUAAACCAGUAAUACAAAUCAAGUUUGGUCAAAUUUAAACAAGUAGAUUUGUCGCAAAUCGCUCUGCAUCGUAUCUAACACCAUUAACUAAAGAUAGAAUAGGCCGGACAUGAAAUGGGACUUUGUUUCUCAGAGUCUGAAUUACCAACUAGGAAAAAGAAAUUAUUGGUUUUUUAGCGCACUCUACACUUAAGCAACAGUAAAUUGGAGAACUGUACCACAGACGAAGUAUGUGAAGUCUAUUUAUGCAUCUCGUCUGUGGAUCAAGUAUAUAUCGAAGUUGGUGAAGUGAACAAAAAAAAUAACCAUGAUCUAUCUUAUUUAUAGCGAUAGGUGUAUCGUGUAUCUCAUCUGUAUUUUUACGAAACAACAUUUAUUACUAGUUUUAUCAGCAAUUCCUAAUGAAGUAUCAUGUGUCGAUAACAUAUUGAUUCACUAUUUUCAUCAUUGUAACCUUGAACUUGACUAACGUAUUCACUGUUUCUGGGGAGUGUCUGCAAUCUUGUAUUAGUAACUACUAAUUGUACCUUUUGUAUCAUUUUUAUUAGUAAUUAUGGAUCCUUCAAUCUUCCCUGAGGAAAUUUGGAUAAAAAUUUUAUUAUACUGCGAUGUACCUGACAUUAUUGCCAUCGGCAAUACAUGUAAAUAUUUAAGGAAAGCUUCAGAUACUGAUUACUUGAAAAUGAAGUGGUUACAGUUGAUUUCGAAGGUACACUUUAGAUUUCCAGAUAUAAAGUGUUUACAAUUACUUAAUGUAAGCUUUAAAGCAAUGUGUUAUAGAUUGUACAUGGUAAUUACAUUAGGAGAAAAUGUUCAUUUCCCAAAGUGUCGUCACUGCAGUGGUUACACAUGUCAAAGAAAUUGUGUUGAAAGUUCUAGUGCGAAAGUAGUAAUUGAGAUUGGAAAUAAAUACACAUGGGUUAUUGCACCACAUUUUGAAUUAAGAAGACAUUUCUCAAUGUUUGGUGUACCUAAAUAUAAUAAUGAAACAUAUUUAGAACAAACGCAAAAUGUUCCAAGUAGCAGUGCACGUCCUAAAUGUGAUGGGAAAUCACUAGCUAAAAAAUUUAAAUUAUUGAAAUUAUCUGAAUUAGCAACCGCUAAAAUUCCAAGACCUAGCGGUCCUUUCUGCGUUUUUUGUAAUUCUGUGAAAUUAUACAGAGAAAAAAAGAGAUUGAUUACUCAUCAAAAUGAUCCAGCAUAUUAUGCAAGACCAAAUCCAAUUUAUGAAAAACUUAUAAAUGGAUAUUGCACUGAUACUGUUGAAGUACUUGGAAUUCCAAAUGUCGAUCUUGUUAGUCCAGCAGAAGCAUUAUUAAGUGAUGGAACAUUCCCUGUUCUUAAAACAUUUGUCGGUCACUUAUUUCAUCAAAUGAGAUUAACUUCAACAUUAAGAAAACCUAAUGCAGUGCUAAUGUUUUGUGAACCUUUAGCUAUGCAUCCAGUAUUAAGGAAACAAUUAUUGCAUUAUUUGUUUCAAGAAGUCAAAGUAUCAAGAGUUUGUCUGGUUCCUAAACCUUUAGCAGCAUGUGCAAUGCUAGAUGUGGAAACUUGUGUGGUAGUCGAUAGUGGUGCUCUAAGUACAACAGUAGCUGUUGUAAUUGGUGGACGUGUUAUGCCACAACGUUGGAGAUUGUUACCUGUUGGUGGUUGGCAUGUAGCUUACCAUUUAAAACAAGCUAUGCAUUGGUAUUUAAAAGGAUGUUAUCACAUUCCUAUAUCAUAUCUAGAUACAUUACCUAUUAAAGAAAGAUGUAGAUUAAGUUAUAAUAUUAAAAAUGAAGAAAAGAGGGUAGGACAAAAAACUGGGGAAUCUAUUAAAGUGAGAGUCCGAAGCUAUGCUGAUAAUAAGCAAUUUUUGAGAGUUUCCUUGGGUUCAGAGUUAUAUAUUGCUCCUGAAAUGAUGUAUAUUAAUCUUGGUUUACCACAAGUGAUAAAAGAUGUAACAUCUGGUUUAUCAGAAGAUAUAUUGCAUGAUUGCCUUUCACACAUUUUGCUUACUGGAGGCAAUACACAUCUCUCAGGUUUUGGGUUAAGAUUAACUAAAGAUUUACGAGAAUUAUUACCAGAGCACAGCAAGAUAUUAGAAGUGAGAAGUUGUCCUGGUACUCAUAGUUGGAAUGUUGCAAUGGGUUCCACAUAUGUGCCUUUAGCUGUGCAUCCUGGUACUUCUACGGCCCAUCUUAGUCUACAAUGAAGCGGAAAAUGUAAGCUCUACCAAUAUGUAUCCAAUGAAUACUAGUCUGGUAGGCAUACGUUUUCGCACCGACAUUGCAAAAUUAUGCCCCUUAAGCACUUUGUAUUACAUUAUUAUUGAUCUAUGAGUUUUACAACUCCAUUAGAUAUCAUACAUAAUCAUAUCAUUUUCUAAUCCUCUUUUAAUUUUCUUGACAUUUCAAAAUGUCAUUAGUGACUAAAACCUCAGCUGAUCUCAUAAUUUAGUUAAAAUUUCUUAAUUGAAAUUAUAGUAAGUUAAAUAAAACUAUUUCUAUAGUGUAAAACUUCAUCAAUAUCUGGAUUUCAUACUCGUAUUGAAAUUCCGUCCAUUUUUAAGUUUUCAACUAUAUAAUUUUACAUUAUUACUCUUUUUUAUUCACAGAAAUGAUCAGCAAAUGAGGUACCCAAUUAAAAGAAAUACCCGAUUAAAGAAAAAUUUGGGAAUAUUUAUAUUCUGAUAUUAUUCCACAUCCUUCAUUCUAUAUCAGAUUUUGAUAUUUUACAUCGAGUUUACCUGAUAACUCAUACCCAUUAGGAUUGAGAUUUAAUCAUUCCAUAAUCAUAACGAAUUGUCUAUAAUUCCAAAAUUGUAUCUCCUCUCUUCCCUUAGAAGAUGAUUUUUAUGUAUAUAAUCCGCAGAUAGUAAAUUGUUUUGUACAUAUAAAAUAUAUAUGUUCAAUUGCUUGAUGUACAGGUAAAUAAGUUUAGAAAAUAUUAUUCAAAAAUAAAUGUUAUGAAUUUUAAAUAGAAUAUUUCUAAAAACUUGUUCAUAAUUUCGUAAAUUUGCAUUAUAUAAUUCUUGCCAAAAUGAAAAAUAUGUAUUAAUAGCCAAAUAUAUAGCAACAUUUCUAGUCACUUUAAAUAUAAUUAAAUUAUUUAGAUUUAUCUUCCAAGAUAAUAAAUAUUAUUAAAAAUAAGAAUUUAUAACAAAACUUUAGGACUAUAAAUCUAAAAUUUUAUGUUAUUGAUAAGAUCAUUGUUACCUUAAAUUUAAUUUUGUGAAUAAUACGCUAUUGUUUUGUUAUAUACAUUAAAGAUUUUAUUAAUUGCCAAGCUAAAAGUAAAAGAUUAUAUAAUAUUUAAAAAGUUAUACACAUUUUAAUACUACUUUAGGCAAAACUUUUAUAGUAUAUAAAUUAAUUUAAAAAAGAUAUAUAAAUAUAUUACAAAUAUCAUAGUAAACUACAUUUUUGUUAUUGAUAAAGAAUCUAUGCAAGUUAUUAAUUUAUAAUAUAAUUAUUGCUACAUAUAUAGGUGCUUGUAAAACAUAUGUCAGCAUAAUGUAAGCAUGUAUAUAAUUUAGCAACUUUAAACUAUAAUAUAAAUAUUUAUGACUUUUACAAAUUAUAUGUUUAAAAUCCAAUUUAUGUUAUUUUUUAACGAUUUAAUUAAUUUUUUUAAUAUUAUUUUAGCAAAAAGAAAACAAAUUCAACUAUAUUUCUUGACAAUGAUUUUACUUUUUUACUUCUUAUUAAUAAUAUCAUCUAAAUCAUUUUUUUUUUUCAUUUUACUUAUAAAUUUAAUUAUAUACUUUUCAGCUCAUGUUUUAUACUUACACGAAUAAGUGA
Molecule: messenger RNA, 3843 nt
Organism: Heterotrigona itama
Lineage: Eukaryota; Metazoa; Arthropoda; Insecta; Hymenoptera; Apidae
Source: the annotation of a GenBank genome assembly